CGUCACACGCAAAACGCCGGGCCUACCGCGGGAUCGUGAGGGAGGCUGCGAAGUCUGUUUCAAGACCUUUCUGAGCCCGCGAAGUAGACACCAUGAGUAAAGCUCACCCUCCCGAAUUGAAAAAAUUUAUGGACAAGAAGUUAUCAUUGAAAUUAAAUGGUGGCAGACAUGUCCAAGGAAUAUUGCGGGGAUUUGAUCCCUUUAUGAAUCUUGUGAUAGAUGAAUGUGUGGAGAUGGCAACUAGUGGGCAACAGAACAAUAUUGGAAUGGUGGUAAUACGAGGAAAUAGUAUCAUCAUGUUAGAAGCCUUGGAACGAGUAUAAAUAAUGGCUGUUCAGCGGAGAAAUCCAUGUCCCCUCACCAAACGGCCUGUUUUUACUUUGGUGUAAAAAUCAGGUCAUGUACAUUUUCAUAUUCGACUUUUUGUUAAAUAAACUUGUAAUAGUCAAAAAUGCAUUCUCUCAGAUGUUCUGAAUAUGGUAAUAGAAUACUAGCUUUUAUUCUAAUUUUUUCUAAUGUGAAUUUUCCUGGUUGAGACUGAUUUCAAAGAGUUUUAUGCAAUAAAAUAGAAGAACCUUAUUAAAUGUGAAA
Molecule: messenger RNA, 591 nt
Organism: Cynocephalus volans (Philippine flying lemur)
Lineage: Eukaryota; Metazoa; Chordata; Mammalia; Dermoptera; Cynocephalidae
Gene: SNRPG
Product: small nuclear ribonucleoprotein polypeptide G
Exons: 4
Coding region: 93-323 (76 amino acids)
Biological process (GO): mRNA splicing, via spliceosome; spliceosomal snRNP assembly
Cellular component (GO): U2 snRNP; U5 snRNP; P granule
Molecular function (GO): RNA binding
Source: RefSeq, a predicted model, not a curated record